This is a messenger RNA of Epinephelus lanceolatus (giant grouper), 3138 nucleotides long. It is a transcript of the gene tbxas1, whose product is annotated as thromboxane A synthase 1 (platelet). The record is from RefSeq and is a predicted model, not a curated record. Lineage: Eukaryota; Metazoa; Chordata; Actinopteri; Perciformes; Serranidae. Gene Ontology annotation, molecular function: oxidoreductase activity, acting on paired donors, with incorporation or reduction of molecular oxygen; iron ion binding; steroid hydroxylase activity.
CAUGUGCUUCCCUCUGUUUCUACAUGUUAUGAUAUUCAAGCUGUGGUCUACAUGCACAGCCAAGAUUCAGCAAACGGCACAGUACCUGAAGAUAAUAAAGAAGGAGCCUUGACCUGAUGUCGACAGUGGAGAUCUGAGAGAUUUCGCAUCAUGGAGGCUGUAGUUAACUUCCUAAAUGCAUUCCACAUCAAGGCCAGUGGAUUGUCUGUGACACUCAGCCUCUUCCUCAUCUUUCUGGGUCUUCUGUACUGGUAUUCAAUUUACCCUUAUUCAGUCCUUUCUCGAUGUGGCAUCAAACAUCCAAAGCCAGUACCUUUCUAUGGCAACAUAUUCAUGUUUCGCCAGGGGUUUUUCAAACCUAUGAAUGAUCUCAUAAAGACACACGGCAGAGUUUGUGGGUACUAUUUGGGCCGGAGAGCGGUGGUGGUGAUAGCAGACCCUGACAUGCUCAGACAAGUGAUGGUCAGGGACUUCAGCAGCUUCCCAAACAGAAUGACUGUUCGCUUUGCCACCAAGCCUAUGACUGACUGUCUGCUCAUGCUAAGAAAUGAACAGUGGAAGAGAGUGCGGAGCAUCCUGACCCCAUCAUUCAGUGCUGCCAAGAUGAAAGUGAUGGUUCCACUUAUCAACACAGCCACCGAUGCGCUGAUGAGCAACUUCAAUGCAUUCGCUGAGUCAGGAGAGGCCUUUGACAUCCACAAGUGUUUUGGCUGCUUCACUAUGGAUGUUAUUGCCAGUGUGGCAUUUGCAACUCAGGUUGACUCACAAAACAACCCAGAUGACCCAUUUGUCCGCCAUGCGCAGAUGUUCUUCUCCUUUUCUUUCUUCAGGCCCAUCAUGCUGUUUUUCAUUGCAUUUCCAUUCAUCAUGGCUCCUCUAGCCAAACUCAUCCCCAACAAAAGACGAGACCAGAUGAACAAGUUCUUCAUCGACAGCAUUCAGAAGAUCAUCAAGCAGAGAGAGGAGCAGCCUCCUGAACAGAGGCGUCAAGACUUCCUUCAGCUGAUGUUGGAUGCACGAACCAGCAAGGAGAGUGUGUCUUUGGAACACUUUGACACAGCGAGCCAUGUCAGCGAGCUGGAUGACAGGAACCAGCAGACACAACAGUCGGCCUCUGAUCAGGACGACCGUCCUCACCCACAGGAGCCUCCUACCAGGCGUCCACAGAAGAAGAUGAUAACUGAAGAUGAGAUCGUGGGUCAGGCUUUUGUUUUUCUUUUAGCGGGCUAUGAAACCAGCAGCAACACGUUGGCCUUUACCUGCUACCUCCUGGCCCUCCACCCCGAAUGUCAAAGCAAAGUACAGGAAGAGGUGGAUGAUUUCUUCACCAGACAUGAAUCACCAGACUACACAAAUGUUCAGGAGCUGAAGUACUUAGAUAUGGUUAUAAGUGAAGCACUGCGCCUCUACCCUCCUGGGUUCAGGUUUGCCAGAGACAUCAACCAGGACUGUGUGGUGAACGGCCAGUUCCUCCCUAAAGGAGCAACACUUGAGAUCCCAGCGGGCUUCCUCCACUACGACCCAGAGCAUUGGCCGGAGCCUGAGAAGUUCAUCCCUGAGCGAUUCACGCCAGAGGCCAAGGCCGGUCGACAUCCGUUUGUAUACCUGCCGUUCGGGGCCGGUCCCCGUAACUGUGUGGGAAAGAGGCUUGCCCAGCUGGAAAUCAAAAUGGCAUUAGUGCGUCUGUUCCACAGAUUCAGCAUUGUGGCCUGCUCUGAGACCAAGGUUCCUCUUGAGUUAAAGUCAUCAAGCACCCUAGGACCUAAAAAUGGGAUAUUUGUGAAAAUUAAAAGAAGAGACACGGACACGGAAGGCCAAGUGAAUUCUCCUACAGACAGUUAGAAGUUCAUCAUCAUGAGUGGUUGAAUAACUUUGUGAACAGUUACAAAGAAGACUGUGGGUCCAUGUUGUAACAAUGACCCACAGUGUCAGAGUUAUGGCUCUGUUCCUUUACAUGAAAAUAUUUCCAUAGCUGGCCUAAACAUGAUCAAGUCAAUUAUUAGUUACAAUACACUGUAUACCUAAAUUACAGUGUUCAUCUAGUGCAUGAACUAGAAAGUGGAUUCAAGAUGAGACAGGAGUAAAGGAGGAGUCUCUCAGCCUGUAGCAAUAUACUUUUUUAAUAGAUUUUGAACAGGAAGCAACACUGCUGUCUUUUAUAAAAGGUUAUUUAGGGACGGUAUUUUUUCAUUAACCAUUAAACUGAACAGUGGGUUUAAUUUCAUGAUAACCAGGAUUUCUUAUUAAUUUCUAAGUGCAUUUAAAUAUUCUUUUAUGGUCCUUCAGAGUUACUGCUGUUAAUUCAUUGAACAAUUCAUUGAAGUGUGUAGUGAAAUAAAAAAAAAUAUGUGAGCCUAUAGAAACAAUUCAACCAGAAAACCCAAAAUGCUACAGCGCUCCAGAUCAUCACCUGAAGCUGAAAGUUUGCACAUUCCUUAACCAAAUGAGCAGUCUGUUGUUUAUUGACUGAGCUGCUCGCUUUUCUGCUGCUAACUUUACUACUAUUUCUGCCCAUGAAUGGGUUAAUUAAUAAUUAACUAUCAUACAGUAACAGAUUUCCAAUGUUUAUACAGGCAGCGGUACAUUUUUUGGCAAGAGGAUAGACUUAUUGUGUUAGGUUUUACUUUAUAUUUGAAUAUACUGAAGACUUUCAUGAUGCUUAACAUAGCACUGUCAAGGGUCAGUUGAAAGCUGCUAUUUUUAAAGAGAAAGAAGUUGUUUGUUAAAGGAAAUCCUUGUUUCUAUUCCCGAUAAUCUGAAUCAGCAUUUAUCAUGUCUCAGGAGAAACUGGGUCAAACUAAUUCAAAUUUCUCAGUAGAAGCGAAAGCAUUUUAUUACUUUUCUCUUGAUGACAUCAUUCACUAUUUUUUACACUACAUUUACACCUUAUUGAAACAAAAACUGUUUCUCAUGAUAGUAGGUUAGUUUGAGAAUCAUUCUGAGAUGCUUGAGAAUUGCAGUCCUAAAUUAAUUUUAAUUGUGAAUGUAUACAAUAAGGGUGAUUUACGGAUGAUUUAUUCAAAUGAAACAAUAUUCAGCAGUUGUGAUUAAAGACAGGACUGUAUGUGCCUGUUUGAUGUACAUUUAAAAAGGGUCAAAUGCCACUUAUGUGUAAUUAAAUAUUACCACACGAUGGGA